Molecule: messenger RNA, 1648 nt
Organism: Saccoglossus kowalevskii
Lineage: Eukaryota; Metazoa; Hemichordata; Enteropneusta; Harrimaniidae
Biological process (GO): potassium ion transmembrane transport; stabilization of membrane potential
Cellular component (GO): plasma membrane
Molecular function (GO): outward rectifier potassium channel activity; potassium ion leak channel activity
Source: RefSeq, a predicted model, not a curated record
CACCAACUUAAGGAGUUGCGUUCAACUGCACGCAAGAAUUUGACAAUGGCGAUCCUGAAUAAUACCGGAUGUACAUAUGAAAGUGAAACGUUCAACGCGAGUGGCGUAAUCGAGGCUAUCUACAAAUAUGAACAAUUUGUGAUUAAUAACUACGUGUCUGCUGGCCGGCCUUGGGAGUUCACGACUGGCUUUUAUCUGUGUGUCACGGCAAUCACAACUAUAGGUUAUGGCGAUGUUGCUCCGAACACUCAGACUGGUCGAAUUGUGAUGGUAUUCUAUUGUAUCAUUGGCGUUCCAUUGAACCUGCUUUUCCUCUCUAACUUCGGCAUCAUGGUGGCGUCCUUCACAAUGGCACGUUUUCAGAAGAUGAGAAGGGCAGUGCGGAAAACCGGCAAGAAGCUGUCCAAGAAAAUCAACGCGAGGCGAGGGAGUCUAGCAACACUGGACUUACAGACCGGAAAGAACGAGUCUUGGCGGGAUAACUGGAAGUUUACAUCAUAUAAAGACCCUCCGGGCACCCCACCGUUAUGUACCGGUCACGUGACUGACCAAGGAAGAGACGACCAUUAUUCUGCGUACAAUGACAAUAUAUCAAAAUACGAGCAAUCAAUCUCAAACGGGUCAGUUGCCAAUUAUCAUACCAGAAAAUGUAUCGAUGAAACCACCAACAACACUGGCACUGUCGAUUAUGGCAUCAGCGACAUUGAAGCGAACGCCCCCAACGACAUCAGAGCAAGGAUUGAUUCAUUGGAAGUUGCGAACGAUACGAAUGACGUAACCCGCAAUGGUAGUUGUCAGACUUAUGACAACAUUGCAUAUGAAGGCGAACAAUGCAAGGACUGUGCAAACAAAGCUAACGGUGAUGUCAAAGCUCAGUAUUUACAACCAGUAGAAAAUGGGAAGACAGGUAAACCGAUCAACCGUUCCGACAACAAUAACGUACGCCCUGCGGGCGUGGCGAUACAAAUGGCUCAUCUGACGAACGUACGCGAUUGCACAGCAUUCGAAAAUCACGGCACACAGACGGAUGAUGAUCACGGUGUUACGAGAGUAGAUGAAUCGCAGGAUUCUGAAACCGACGCCGAGGCGCAGGACCACUUAGAAUACGUUAUAUCUAACCCUACCAACGACAAGGACGUAGAUGCCGCCAAAGGAAAAGCAUUAUGGACAUUAUCGACAAUGUACGUGUUGUACACCAUUCUUGGAGCAAUCUUCUUUUAUUCCACCGAGACCGAAUGGAGCUUUAUCGACUCACUCUACUGUACGUUCAUAUCGCUGGCUACUAUCGGUUUCGGUGACCUUAUACCAGGCGAAAGUGUAUUACUGGACUAUGGGGCACUACGUACUAUUGUAUACCUUCUAUUUACAUAUAUUGGGUUGAUAAUAUUUUCUGCGUGCUUCGCUCUCUCGUUGGAGAAAAUAAGACAUGUUUCCCGUAAGCUUAGAAACAAGGUUCACAUCACGGGCGAAGGACGGUACUGUUGCUGCUGUUGAAUAUAGCGCAUUCAAGUCGCUCCCUUGUUCAGCUGACUUCAAACUAAUUCGUGUCUAAUAUAUAACAUGUCGAUUUAGUUAAGGAAGUGCGUCGGUGCUAUUCGAUUUUACAAUGUCAAUUCAUACUAUUUACCCAAUCAUGUGUUGCUAUGUA